Molecule: messenger RNA, 1365 nt
Organism: Anopheles nili
Lineage: Eukaryota; Metazoa; Arthropoda; Insecta; Diptera; Culicidae
Product: orcokinin peptides type B-like
Exons: 3
Coding region: 174-842 (222 amino acids)
Source: RefSeq, a predicted model, not a curated record
GCGAACAGCAACGGCAAGCAUUUUGCCGCAAGUAGUCUCUGCAGUGGUUCCUGCAAGCCAGGUCAGUUCGUUUUGGUUGAAAGUUUGAUAGCAGCUGAAACCCCAGCACCCCCGUUCGUGUCCGUGCACCACCGCCGUGAUCGCCUCUGCUUAGAAACCCCUGAUCGGUCAAUAUGGUGAAGCUUCAUCUCAUCUGUGGCGUACUGCUGUUCGCCUUUCUCGGCUGGGCCCACGGGCUGCCGGUUAAGGAUCAGGAGCUGGAGGAGGUUCUGACUAAGCUGCAGGAGCUGAAGCGUCUGAACGAUGCAGGCCAGCUGAAGCAGGCAAACGAAGAGAAGGUGCAGCUCACCGCGACGGACCAAAAGACGGGUUCACCGGGAUUAUCGGGUGCUGCCAUCGGAACAUCCGGAUACAAGACAAAACGAUCGCUGAACAACUCGGAUCGGAGGACGCUGUUGUACAACUACUAUUCCCGCGGAUUGGCCCCGAUGUACGACAAACGCAACUUUGACGAGAUCGACCGGUUCGCACGCUUCAACGGCAAGCGGAACCUUGGUUUUGAGCCUUCAUACACCGGAGGAUCCCCGGACCACGGAUACAACGGGCGUUACAGCAAGCGCAACUUUGAUGAGAUCGAUCGCUUCAACGCUGGUUUCAACUAUCGCUUGAACGGGGAUGAGAUGGCAACGAUCGGAAAGCGGAACUUCGACGAGAUCGACCGGUUCGGGCGUUUCGCAUUCAACAAGCGCUACUUUCCGGAGGUGAACGAGCUCGGAGCGCCAAACAGCCUCAAGCAUGACCUCUCGGAGGAUAUGGCCGUCAUCAAUGAGUACUCGCAAUAAGAAGCGUAGGCGCAGGAUGGAUUUCGGACGAGGAAUAACAUCGGUACACCCAACAAGCGGAGGUUUUACCAUUCUCCAGCACUAUACCCCUGUUCAACAGCACCCUCGUUGCUAGAGUCGAUUGAGGUCGCGGGCUGCUUCUAAACGUCGUAGUUCCUUGCUGCCGUUUCGCUUUCUAACCACCACAGCCGAAGGAUCCUUACAGUCGAUGCUGACACUGUGACAGGUGGUGCUGGCAUAAUUAGGCACGGUUAGCGUGUGUUUUGCAUUUUCCGUAGCUACUAGUUCACUAAUUGUAAUAAAAGAGACAUCAAUGAACCCUAAUUAUUGUAACUACUAUCGAUAGAGUUAUACGAGCGGGUGAGCUACGAGCUACUACCUAAAUUAGAUUGCAAAUAAAGUGUAAAGUAUGGACAAAGCAAACUAAACUAAUUAGAGGAAAAGAUGAUAAAAGAAUAAAAACAGGAAGUAAAAUUGAAACGAAUCUGAUUAAAUCACUCAAUAAACCAAAAGCUAAUUGGCG